UUCUGAUACGAUAACCAGCUGAUAACAAACGAACGAACGAACGAACAGCAUCCGACAAAAAAGCAAACCGCGCCCGCUCAGCUCAGCUCAACAAAAGCGAGCUCCAAUCGCCGCGCUCGCCUCGGACCACACGCCCAAUUUCUACGACAUCUGCAACUCGUCACAAACUCCCUCGGCCUCCCUCAUUCCCCCCACGUGCCGUCACUGGCUCUCUUUAUUUACUACUUGUCUGUUGUCUUGCUGUAGUCAAUUGAUUAUAUCCGCUUCUGGAUCCUUUUUUUGAUCUUUGCCGCAUCGCAUCGCAUUUGCAUUUGCAUUGUGCAUUUGCAUUGGAGCGACGGACGAGUGAGGGUGGUAUAAGAGGGCUCGAUCCCCCUCUCCCCCCGCUGCGGUGCACCGCUCAUGAAGAUGGCCGCGCUCAAGGUCGAGACGCACGAUGAGAGCGUCGUCGCCACGGGCUUGGACGCGCAGAGAAACUUGAAUUAUCGGAGACGCCACUCGUCGGUGCAUCCGCGUCGGAAGAGCGCAGAGUAUAAUUUAGCUAUGGAUGGUGAGGAGGGGCUGUUGUUGAAGGUGGAUAUCUUCCUCUCUGAAUUGGAGCGGCGGCUGGACGUCCUCGAGAACUAUGGGAAUCUCAACCUGGACACGGGGAUCAGCAGGGCGUAUGCCACGCUGCAGGCCGUGCGAGCCCGCUGCAGUCAGGUCUCGGGCGAGGUGAUCGGCGCCGGGUGGAGGAGGGCUCGGGUCAUGGUCGAGACGAUCGAGUCGCGGUAUCAGGAUGCGCUCGCGGCCAAGGAGACCAUGGGCGAGAAGGUCAACAUCGGCAUCGGCCUGCUGGACGGCAUCCUGUCCGACUUUGAGGCCCGCGCCUCCAAGAUGCGGGAGCAGGGUUUUGCGGGCGCCGCGGGCAGCCUCAUGGAUGGAGGCCGGCGCGUGGUGGAUGAGGGCAUUGGGAGGGCCAGGGAGGUGGUGGACGAGGGGAUCGAGCGAGCCAUGAAGGCCGCCGAGACGAUGGAGGAGCACAUCGAAGCGGCCAUCCAGCGCGCUCGUGAGAAUGGGCUCAUCCGGUACGAAGACCUGCCGGUCCCCUGGCGUGUCAACCCGCACAUCGUCCGGGGGUACCGCUUCAGCGCGUCCAAGAUCGAGUGCGUGCGGUCCAUGUUCGGCAUCUCGAACGAGCUGGUCAACAUCUGGUCCCACGCCAUCGGGCUGAUGAUCGUGCUGGCCAUCGCCUUCCACUUCUACCCGUCGUCGUCGAACUUCAGCCUCAGCACCAACACCGACGUCUGCAUCGCGGCCGUCUUCUUCUUCGCGGCCUGCAAGUGCCUGGUCUGCAGCACCAUGUGGCACACGAUGAACUCGGUGGCCGACCAGACGCUCAUGGAGCGCUUCGCCUGCGUCGACUACACGGGCAUCUCGCUCCUCAUCGCCGCCUCCAUCAUGACGACCGAGUACACGGCCUUCUACUGCGAGCCCGUCUCGCGCUGGGUCUACAUGACGCUGACCACGACCCUCGGCAUCGGCGGCGUCAUCCUCCCCUGGCACCCGACCUUCAACCGCAGCGACAUGGCCUGGGCCCGCGUCAUCUUCUACUCGGCGCUGGCCGCGACCGGCUUCGCGCCCGUCCUGCAGCUCAACCUCACGCGCGGCUCCGCCUGGGCCUGGUCCUUCUACGCCCCGAUCGCCAAGAGCCUCGCCGUCUACCUGGUCGGCGCCUGCGUCUACGCGUCCCAGGUCCCCGAGCGCUGGUUCCCCGGCGCCUUUGACUAUAUCGGAGGCAGCCAUAACCUGUGGCAUUUUGCGGUGCUGGGCGGCAUCUGCUUCCACUACGUCGCGAUGCAGGAGUUCUUCGCGCGUGCGUUUGAGAGGAAGGUUAAUGGAUGCUCCCUCUUCUGAUUCAGCUUCGACUUCGGCUUCAGCUUCAGCUUCUGGCUUCUGGCUUUCUGAUACGGCUGGGAGGCUACUUAGGGAAUGGAUGGAUGGAUGGAUGGAUGGAUGGAUGGAUGAAAUGCAUGGAUGGCUAGCUGUCUUGGCUUGGUAGGAUAGGAAGAGGGGGGAUCGGAUCCGGUUCAUAUAGAGAGAGUCUUCUUUAGCAUGCAUGCAUGCAUACAUGCAUGCGUGAUCUUUGGGCCUUUUUUUCGCCCUCCUUACUUACUUAUCCUCUUUCUUACCCCCCCUUUUUAUUUUUUGGGGGCUUUUUUUUCUUCUUCUUCUUUCUUCAUCCAUAGGGAGCAUCGCAUCACAUCGCAUCGCAUGGCAUGGCAUGGCGUUUGGAAGAAGGGGUCAUACAAUACAUACUAUACUAUACAUUACUUAGAUACAUAAGAACAU
This is a messenger RNA of Amorphotheca resinae ATCC 22711, 2331 nucleotides long. RefSeq lists its product as hypothetical. The transcript is spliced from 2 exons. The record is from RefSeq and is a predicted model, not a curated record. Gene Ontology annotation, cellular component: membrane. NCBI's taxonomy places the organism in Eukaryota, Fungi, Ascomycota, Leotiomycetes, Helotiales, Amorphothecaceae. The coding region runs from base 403 to 1896 and encodes 497 amino acids. Gene Ontology annotation, molecular function: signaling receptor activity.